Messenger RNA from Cynara cardunculus var. scolymus (artichoke), 3412 nucleotides. Its product is annotated as putative calcium-transporting ATPase 11, plasma membrane-type. Gene Ontology annotation, biological process: calcium ion transmembrane transport. The transcript is spliced from 6 exons. NCBI's taxonomy places the organism in Eukaryota, Viridiplantae, Streptophyta, Magnoliopsida, Asterales, Asteraceae. The record is from RefSeq and is a predicted model, not a curated record. The coding region runs from base 54 to 3158 and encodes 1034 amino acids. Gene Ontology annotation, cellular component: membrane; intracellular membrane-bounded organelle. Gene Ontology annotation, molecular function: calmodulin binding; P-type calcium transporter activity; ATP hydrolysis activity.
AAUUCACAAACGUAAUUCCAUUUCACAUGUGAUUGGUUUGGGUACGAAAAGCUAUGGAGAGUUAUCUAAAGGAGAACUUUGAGGUCGAACACAAGAACCCGACUGAAGAAGCGCUCAAGAAAUGGCGAUCGGCCGUGUGGCUCGUCAAGAACCCUCGUCGCAGGUUUCGUAUGGUGGCUGAUCUUGCCAAACGGGCAGCAGCCGAGAAGAAACGAAGGAAGAUCCAGGAGAAGAUUCGGAUAGCUUUAUAUGUUCAAAAAGCAGCAUUGCAGUUCAUUGAUGCUGCUAAUCGAACCGAGCGUAAGCUCUCUGAAGAAGUCGUUCAAGCAGGCUACGAUAUAGAACCUGAAGAUCUUGCGUAUAUAGUCCGUUCCCAUAAUAACCGGACCUACGAAUUCCAUGGAGGACUCCAAGGACUUUCAAGAAAAAUCAAAGUCUCAUUGAGAGAUGGUGUCAUUUCAAGCGAUAUAGAAAAAAGACAACAAAUCUUUGGCUGUAAUCGGUUUGUGGAAAAGCCUCCGAGGCCCGUUUGGAUGUUUGUUUGGGAUGCGUUGCAGGAUUUGACUCUAAUCAUUCUCAUGGUUUGUGCUGUGAUCUCCGUUGGCGUUGGCAUUGCCACGGAAGGGUGGCCGAAAGGUAUGUAUGAUGGGCUGGGAAUAAUUCUCUGCAUAUUUUUGGUGGUGGUGGUUACUGCAGUUAGUGAUUAUAAGCAGUCUUUGCAAUUCAAAGAUUUGGACAAAGAAAAGAAAAACAUCAUCAUUCAGGUCACACGAGAUGGGACGAGAAAGAAGGUUUCCAUUUAUGAUUUGGUGGUAGGGGAUAUUGUUCACCUGUCGAUUGGAGAUCAAGUGCCUGCAGACGGGAUCUUUAUCGAUGGUUAUAGUUUGUCUAUUGAUGAAUCAAGUUUAUCAGGUGAAAGUGAACCGGUGAAUAUAGACAAAAAGCGACCUUUUCUUUUAUCAGGGACUAAAGUUCAAGAUGGUUCCGGUAAAAUGCUGGUAACUUCUGUAGGAAUGAAAACAGAAUGGGGAAGAUUAAUGGUGACUUUGAGUGAAGGUGGGGAUGAUGAGACUCCAUUACAGGUGAAGCUUAAUGGGGUGGCUACCAUUAUUGGGAAAAUUGGUCUAGCUUUUGCGGUUUUGACGUUUCUGGUGCUGACUGCACGGUUUAUAAUUAUGAAAAUUGUUCGAAAUGAGAUGGGUAAAUGGUAUAUGAGCGAUGGUUUGGAGCUUUUGAACUAUUUUGCUAUAGCAGUGACUAUAUUGGUGGUUGCUGUGCCAGAAGGGCUACCAUUGGCGGUGACCUUAAGUUUGGCUUUUGCCAUGAAGAAACUAAUGAACGAUAGGGCCCUCGUGAGACAUCUUUCUGCUUGUGAAACGAUGGGCUCAGCUACCUGCAUUUGUACAGAUAAAACAGGAACUUUAACCACAAAUCAUAUGGUCGUGACCAGACUUUGGGUCGCCGGAGAAUCUAGAGAGAUUAGAACUAAAGACCUCAAAUCUUCCAUACCUGAGAAAGUUUUGAGUGUUCUUUUGCAAUCUGUGUUUUUAAAUACCAACUCCGAGAUCGUGAAGGAUGAAAAUGGAAAGACCAAUAUAAUCGGUUCUCCAACAGAGACGGCACUUUUAGAGUUUGGACUACUUUUUCAGAGUAGUUACAAUGCAGAUUCUAAAGGUGUUAGGAUACUGAAAGUUGAACCUUUUAACUCGGUGAAGAAAAAGAUGUCUGUGUUAGUGGCUCUUCCGGGAGGAAAACUACGAGCAUUCUGCAAAGGUGCGUCUGAAAUUAUAUUAAAAAUUUGUGAUAAGAUUGUGAAUGAAGAUGGAGAGAUUGUAGAAUUAUCAGAAAAACAAAGGAAAACUAUAACAGAUGUGAUAAAUGGUUUCGCGUGUGAAGCUCUUAGAACGAUAUGUUUGGCUUUCAAGGAUCUAGAGAAGGAAUCCAUCAGUAAUGAUAAUAUUCCCGAGAGUAAUUACACGAUAAUUGCAGUAGUUGGAAUCAAGGAUCCAGUAAGGCCAGGGGUGAAAGAGGCUGUCAAGACUUGUUUGGAUGCGGGAAUUAUGGUUAGGAUGGUGACUGGUGACAAUAUCAAUACGGCUAAAGCCAUUGCUAGAGAAUGUGGGAUUUUAACAGCAGAUGGUUUGGCGAUCGAAGGGCCUGAUUUUCGUGAAAAAAGUCUUGAACAGUUAAAGGAUAUAAUACCUAAACUUCAAGUGAUGGCAAGAUCAUUGCCUCUGGAUAAACAUAAGUUAGUUACCCUUUUAAGGAAUGAAUUCAAGGAAGUUGUUGCUGUAACUGGUGAUGGGACUAAUGAUGCUCCUGCAUUGCAUGAAGCUGAUAUUGGUCUAGCCAUGGGUAUAGCUGGAACUGAGGUUGCAAAAGAAAAUGCCGAUAUUGUGAUUAUGGAUGACAAUUUUAGGACAAUAGUAUACGUUGCUAGAUGGGGUCGUUCAGUUUACAUAAACAUCCAAAAGUUUGUGCAAUUCCAAUUGACGGUUAAUGUGGUUGCGCUCAUGACAAAUUUUGUUUCUGCAUGCACAGCAGGUUCUGCUCCUCUUACUGCUGUCCAAUUGCUUUGGGUGAACAUGAUUAUGGAUACGCUUGGUGCUUUAGCUUUGGCUACAGAACCUCCUCAUGAUGGCUUAAUGAAAAGACCUCCGAUUGGGAGAGAUGUCAACUUUAUAACAAAGAUUAUGUGGCGGAACAUCAUUGGGCAAAGCAUUUAUCAACUCAUCGUCCUUGGCAUUCUCCAAUUUGAUGGAAAGCGGCUUCUUAAUCUCCAUGGUUCAAAUUCUACUGCCAUCCUCAAUACAUUGAUCUUUAAUACCUUCGUGUUCUGCCAGGUAUUUAAUGAAAUAAACAGUCGUGAUAUGGAGAAGAUAAAUGUGCUAAGAGGAAUAUUUGAUAGUUGGGUGUUCAUGAUCGUUAUGAUCUGCACUGUGACAUUCCAAAUCAUCAUAGUCGAAUUGUUAGGGACAUUUGCAUCCACGGUACCACUAUCUAAGAAUUUGUGGUCAGCCAGCGUUCUGAUGGGAGCCAUUAGUCUGCCGGUUGGAGCCAUCCUCAAGUUCAUCCCGGUUGAAUCUUCUACGCAACCUGGUGCAGUCAAGCAGCACGACGGCUAUGAACCACUUCCCAGGGGUCCAGACAUGGCUUGAAAGUUUUCAUUUCAGGUUCAAUUUUUAUAUUUAUAUUCUUUGUGAGGUUUGGUUACAAGUUGUUAAAACCUUCAUGUUAAAAGGGAGGGUAGAAUACAAGGGGCAGAUUGGUUUGGUUUUUUUAAGUCUUCUAAAUUUUGCCUUGGGGAUAAAAAAAAACUAUAUUACUUUGAUUUAUUGGUCAUUAUUUAUGGUACUCUGAAUAUUAUUAUUUUUUUCUAUUGAAAUAUAUACAAGGGUAUGCUGUUAUUGUA